AUGUACCUUCUAGGCAAUCCUGAUCACUAUACCAGCCACACCUUCGCCACAUUCUGGUGGCGUAGCUACGUGCGACAUAUAAUCGUCAACUCUGAAGCUCUAAACGACAGGGAACAGAAACCGCUUGUAAAUAUAGGUCUCACACAGGAAGGAGAAGAUGCGGAGGAUGAGACGGUCGUACUGAAAAAGAAAAACGGUGAGUAUGUUCCUUGGACAAAUGUGGACGAUUACAUAUUCCGUCCUCAACAGCUAUCACAUAUCAACCUUAUUGAAUGGGUCAGAUGCGUUGAAAAGAGAAAGUUAGGGGCGAAGAACCGCGGAGAUGAUACUGAAAUCCCGUCGAUUAAUAGUUACGACUACCUUCGACCUACGUGGCUGAGAUUCCUGCCAGAACACCCACAAUACAAUACCCACCACGUCAAAUUCGAUCUUCCCUCCAACACCUAUAGAAUUCCGAAGUUUAUGGGAGGUGCACUUCCUCGCAAAGAUCAAGGUGAUAUAGACUACUAUUACACAACAAUGCUAACACUGUUCAAACCAUGGCGAACCUCUUGGGACCUUAGGUCGGUUAACCAGACCUGGAAGGAGGCGUACGACUCCCAUGUGUUCACUGACGAGCAGAAGAGAAUCAUGAAGAACUUCAAUGUCCGAUACGAGUGCCUGGACGAGCGAGAUGACUAUCAUAAGCUGCUGAAACAAAAAAGGAAAGAGGCUGCCAGUAACCGCGUAUUUAACCCUUUCCGUGGGUUCGAAGAGAGCGAAGAAGAUGAUAAUGAGGUCGAUGCUCUGAUGAAAGAACUUAUGGAAAGAAUUUCCGAGGAUAGCCUUUCGGAAAUUCACAUGAUCUCUGGAAAAAAAUCGAGUCGAAACGAUCGUGACAGACUCAAGGCGCGUGCCAUAUUAGAGAGGUUGAACUGGUUGGACAAGGUUAACCAACCAAAGCAUGUAGACGCGUACGGAGGUCAUAAGUAUUGCGUUGAUGAGCACAUAUCCACAAAUCUUAGUGGAUCUCACUGGAAGGUGGUGGUUCAGACCGCCAAGAAGGAGUUGAUCAAUCUGAAACAGCAAAGCAGGGUGGAAAGUAUGUCGACUGCGAGGAGUAGUCAAGACGAUGCUGGGUCGACGGUUACCGUGCCUUUCUCCCAGUGGCGUCAAUCAAGAGACGGUGUUGUUAGAAUAUUGGACAAAUCAUACAUUUACCAUGACUACCGAGCCCAGUGUAAGACGGAUGCAAAGAUUGUGGACUCAACGAUCGCCAAGUAUUCCUUAAACAAGGAGCAGACCAGAGCAUUCAAAAUAGUAGCUAACCACGCCUGCUCACCCUCGCCCGAGCAGCUUAGGAUGUACUUAGGAGGCAUGGGUGGGACCGGCAAAUCCCAAGUGAUAAAGGCGCUUAUUGACAUGUUCUCUUCUCGUAGGGAGUCCCAUCGAUUCAUAGUGGUGGCUCCAACGGGUACCGCUGCCGCUCUAUUAAAUGGAUCGACGUACCAUUCCAUUCUCGGGAUCCUCAGCCACUCUAAUUCGGAAACUGACAACAUACCUAUUCGAAGCGAAGCCACCCUGGUGUUAGAGGCUCGCGAACGAUUAACAGGCGUCGAUUACAUCUUCCUGGACGAGGUGUCGAUGAUUUCAUGCACCGAUAUGUACAAUAUCAGCACCAGAUUAUCCAAGGUAACAGGCGUUAGCGACGAGCCUUUCGGGGGUAUCAAUAUGAUCUUUGCAGGUGACUUUGCACAGCUGCCUCCCACUGGUGGCCAGUACUUGUAUUCUCACUGUCCUACAGGGGAUGAUGCGAAGAAGAAGUGGCAGGAGACCGCCAUCAUAGACAACGAACUCAGUCUGAAGAAGACAACAAACUUCGAGUCGCACUGGAAAACAUGA
This is a messenger RNA of Coprinopsis cinerea okayama7#130, 1881 nucleotides long. RefSeq lists its product as hypothetical. The transcript is spliced from 2 exons. The record is from RefSeq and is a predicted model, not a curated record. Gene Ontology annotation, molecular function: DNA helicase activity. Gene Ontology annotation, biological process: DNA repair; telomere maintenance. Lineage: Eukaryota; Fungi; Basidiomycota; Agaricomycetes; Agaricales; Psathyrellaceae. The coding region runs from base 1 to 1881 and encodes 626 amino acids.